GAAUCAAUCGCAAGUGAACCAUCGUUUGUAACAGUGCGUUCUAUUUGUAAUUUAUUUUCUUUGUCGGUGUAAUUAUUUUCUUAAUUCUGGCUAACGCAUUUAAAAAACUUGUCGCCAAAUACCAUAGGCCAACUUGUUUUGUGUCCAAGUCGGAUAAAGUAUAUUUCAAAUAUAUUUUCGGGUUCUAUUCUAUGUACCAUAAGAGUUACACUUAAGAGGUCUUGAGUUGUACUUUUUUUAAACAAAAAUACGGUGUUAUUUUCGAGAUUGUUUGUAAAUCAAACCUGCAAGAUGCCAGAUGUUAUAAACAAAGUGAACACCAUAUACACUGGUGAAAUAGGCCGUUUUUCAAAAAAACAUCCAAAUGUGGGUCUUUUUAACCAAAUAAGAGGCAUAAGCGUUGUCAAUGGGGACAUUAAAGACCUUUCUCCAAAAGUACGUACCUACGUCGAACAAAACAUCGACUUAUGUCAACCAGAGCAAGUACAUAUUUGCGAUGGUACAGACCAUGAAAACACGCAUUUAUUGGAUCUUAUGCAAAAAAAAGGUACCAUUAUACCUUUGCCGAAAUACGAAAAUUGUUGGUUAGCCAAAACCAACCCAGCGGAUACAGCUAGAGUAGAAUCAAAGACGUUUAUAUGCACUGAAAAACGGGCUGAGACAAUUCCAACCACUAAAGAAGGUAUUAAAGGUACAUUGGGAAAUUGGAUAUCGCCCAGAGACAUGGAAACUGCAGUCAAAGAACGCAUGGCAGGUUGUAUGAGAGGUCGUACCAUGUACGUGGUACCAUACUCUAUGGGUCCAAUCACCUCCCCAUUAUCCAAAAUAGGGAUUGAAAUAACCGACUCACCCUACGUGGUAGCUUCAAUGCGCGUCAUGACAAGAAUGGGCAAACCGGUUCUCAGCAAACUAAUCGAAAGCGAUGAAUUUGUAAAAUGCCUUCAUUCUGUUGGUACUCCCGCAAAUGGCUUCAUAGAAAUGCCCAGCUGGCCAUGCGACCCGGAACGUACCAUUAUUUUGCACAAGCCUAAGACCAACGAAAUCGUUUCGUAUGGCAGCGGUUACGGCGGUAACUCUCUGUUGGGAAAGAAAUGUUUUGCUUUGAGGAUUGGUUCCACUAUUGCUAAAAGGGAAGGUUGGCUGGCAGAACAUAUGCUGAUUCUUGGCAUUACAAAUCCUAAAGGCAAGAAACGUUACAUAGCCGCCGCUUUUCCAUCUGCUUGCGGAAAAACUAAUUUGGCCAUGAUGACGCCUACUUUGCCUGGCUACAAAAUCGAAUGUGUUGGUGAUGAUAUUGCGUGGAUGAGGUUCGAUAAAGAUGGAAAACUAAGAGCCAUUAAUCCAGAAAAUGGUUUCUUUGGAGUUGCACCAGGUACCUCGAAUAGCAGCAACCCUAUUGCCAUGAAGACCGUUUUUAAGAACACAUUAUUCACUAACGUAGCUUCAACCAGUGAUGGAGGUGUAUUUUGGGAGGGAAUGGAGAAUGAAAUCAAUGAAAAUGUGAAGAUUACAGAUUGGAGGGGUAAACAAUGGGUAAAAGGGGAGAGCAAAACACCUGCUGCGCAUCCCAAUUCAAGGUUCUGUACUCCAGCCAGUCAAUGCCCAAUAAUUGAUCCUGAAUGGGAAACCCCAGAAGGAGUACCAAUAUCUGCAAUCCUCUUCGGAGGUCGCCGUCCUGCCGGUGUACCCUUAGUUUAUGAGGCCCGCAAUUGGAGGCACGGAGUCUUCAUCGGAAGUACGAUGAGAUCUGAAGCUACAGCAGCUGCAGAACAUAAAGGAAAAAUGAUAAUGCACGAUCCCUUUGCCAUGAGACCAUUUUUCGGCUACAACUUCGGUCACUACCUCCAACACUGGUUGAGCAUGGAAAAUAGAUCAACCAAUCUACCGAAAAUUUUCCACGUCAAUUGGUUCAGAAAAGACAGUCAUGGUAAAUUCCUUUGGCCUGGAUUUGGUGAAAAUUCCAGAGUUUUGGAUUGGAUCUUAAGAAGAUUGGACAAUGAGGACUGUGCCACAGAAAGCCCAAUUGGAUUGAUUCCACAGGAAAACGCACUUAACCUGGAGGGACUUGAAGAGGAAAUCAAAAUGAAAGAUUUGUUCGACAUUCCAAAAGAUUUUUGGUUGGAGGAAGCGUAUGCAAUUGAAAGAUAUUUCCAAGAACAAGUUGGUAUGGAUUUGCCUGAAAUUAUCAACAUGGAACUGAGUAACUUGAAAAAACGUAUUAAUAAUAUGUGAACUGAUUUUUAUAAUAUUUAAGGAGGCUUAUAUUAUAUACUCCUUUUUGGGAGUUUAAAAGAUUUUAUUUAAGUAUUUUUUAAGUAUUUUUAAGACCAAUGUUUUAUAAAUUUACAAAGUUUUGUUAAUAAAAUAGGAAAUAUCAUAA
Molecule: messenger RNA, 2380 nt
Organism: Brassicogethes aeneus
Lineage: Eukaryota; Metazoa; Arthropoda; Insecta; Coleoptera; Nitidulidae
Source: the annotation of a GenBank genome assembly